AAAGCCAACUAAUUACCAUCGUCUCUAGCGCAGCUGUUGAUAAAAUUCUGUAAUAUUUAUUUAUUUUUUCUGUAUUAUAUAUCUUUCUGUGCCACCUUCUAAUUAUUACUGAGAGAAAAGAGAACGCCCCGCUCCGCUUUGCUGUCCUUUCUUUUUAACCAACAAACCCUUUCAAAAAUAAUAAUGAUUCAAAAAAUUGUAAAAACCCUGAAGAUUCCACUGCUAAAAAGAAAAACAAAAUUUCUAUUUUUUUAAAUAAAAAAACCUUCUUCUUGAGAUUGACAAGCAGAUCUCUCAAACGAAAAUAAAUUAAUAAAUUCACCCAUAUACAAACCAUCUUCAAUAAAAACCCUUUUGAAGGAAAAAAUAAUUCACCACCCUCUUUUCUCUGUUAAUAGCUGUAAGUAAAUUGCAAGCCCUUGCCAAGAGGGGGCCAAGGAAGAGAAAGAAAGAAGAAGCUUGUCGUAUCUAAAAAAUCAUAUAUGCUGGGUGGAAGUGACACCACCGGUGGCGCCGUCGCUGCUGCUACUGCCAUGGUUACCCGCAGCGGAGCUCGAGAUGGAAGCAGUGAAGCUGCUGCUGCCGCCAUGCUUGGCUCCAACGGCAAUAAUAACAAUUCGGGUGAAGAUGAUAGAGGGAGGGUUGAUGAAGGUGACCGUUCUUUGGGAGGCAACAGAUGGCCGAGGCAGGAGACUUUGGCACUCUUGAAAAUAAGGUCCGACAUGGAUGUUACCUUUCGUGACGCUAGCGUUAAGGGUCCAUUAUGGGAAGAGGUUUCCAGGAAACUAGCAGAGCUCGGUUAUCAUCGAAGGGCCAAGAAAUGCAAGGAGAAAUUCGAGAACGUUUACAAGUAUCAUAAGAGAACCAAAGAUGGCCGAACUGCUAAAUCAUAUGGCAAGACUUAUCGGUUUUUCGAUCAAUUAGAAGCCCUCGAAAAUAAUCCUUACAUUCGAUCGCCAGUAGCAGCACCACUACCACCAACGCAACUAAAGCCUCAAGGUCAGCCAGCAGCUAAUCCUCCGAGUCUGACCCAUGUCACUGUUCCAUCAACAACACUCUCCAAUUUGCCACAGAACGUUGUACCACCAAAUAUAAACCAUACAGCCCCUUCCUGCCCAUCAACAAACCCUACAAUUCAACCCCCACCACCGACAACAAACCCUACAAUUCCUUCUUUUCCUACCAUUUCAGCAGAUCAAAUGUCGAAUUCGACCUCCUCAUCGACCUCAUCAGAUUUAGAAUUAGAAGGUCGGAGGAAGAGGAAAAGAAAAUGGAAGAAUUUUUUUGAGAGGCUAAUGAAGGAGGUGAUUCGGAAGCAGAAGGGGAUGCAGAAGAAAUUCUUGGAAGCAAUAGAGAAAUGUGAGCACGAAAGAAUGGUCCGUGAAGAAGCUUGGAGGAUGCAGGAAAUGGCAAGAAUAAAUAAAGAACGCGAGAUAUUAGCCCAAGAAAGAUCAAUGGCAACGGCAAAGGAUGAUGCAGUAAUGGCGUUCUUGCAAAAAUUAUCUGAGCAGCAAAAUCCAGGGCAUGCACAAACUAAUGCAAUACCGUCUCAGCAACCGCAACCGCCUGCACCACAGCCAGUAUUGGCAGUGGCACCGGCAGUGGCCCCAGUAGCGCAGCCAGUAGCUGCAGCAGUGUCAGCGCCUGCUCCACCACUAGUACCGCUGCCAGUGGUGAAUUUAGAUGUGUCAAAGACUGAUAAUGGCGAUCAAAGUCACACACCAAGCUCUUCAAGAUGGCCUAAAGUUGAGACUGAAGCAUUGAUUAAGCUAAGGACUAGUCUUGACUCUAAAUACCAAGAUGGUGGUCCCAAAGGACCAUUAUGGGAGGAGAUAUCAUCUGCAAUGAAAAAGCUUGGUUACAAUCGCAACGCCAAAAAAUGCAAAGAGAAAUGGGAGAACAUAAACAAGUACUUCAAGAAGGUUAAAGAAAGCAACAAGAAAAGGCCCGAGGAUUCAAAGACAUGUCCCUACUUUCACCAACUUGACGCUUUAUAUAGAGAAAAGAACAAACAUGAUUGCUCCUCCAAUCAAUUAAAACCCGAAAACUCAGUCCCAUUGAUGGUACGCCCAGAGCAGCAAUGGCCCCCUCCUCCUCCGGAGCCCAAUCACCACGAACAGGAUCAUGUAAUGGAAGACAUGGAAAGCGAUCAAAAUCAAGACGAAGACGACAAGGAGGGCGAUGUUGAGGAGGAAGAUGAAGGGGAUGGCUAUGAAAUUAUAGUCAGCAAACCGGUUUCAAUGGGCACAGGUGGGUGAUAUCAGUGUCAGAAACAAACCAGCUAGCACUGUCAAAUUUCAUUGGCCAGGACUCAGGCAGAUAAAUGUAAAGAAGCAAUUCUUUUGAGUUGAUGUUCUAGCAGCUAUCAGUCCGGUGAGUGGGCCAGGAAUAUCCGGUAAAGGUGCAUUGGAGUGGAAGCAUUUGAAUUGAAUUUUUAUAGGCGAGUACACAUUGGUGGGGUUGUAGCAUAAUUUGUAUGUUUAUUUUCAUUAUUAUUAUUAUUUUUGGCUAAAUAAAUAAGUUGAGAGCGAGAAGUAGAUCAGAUAGUGAGGUUCAGAAUCUCAUUCCGCAAAAUAAACAGGAAAAAAUGAGACCAGUGCUGUAAUUUUUUUUGUGUUCACUAGGUUCAAGAAAAUUUUGAAUAAUUUCAAUUUCAAUUUAUUUUGA
Messenger RNA from Durio zibethinus, 2667 nucleotides. Its product is annotated as trihelix transcription factor DF1-like. The record is from RefSeq and is a predicted model, not a curated record. NCBI's taxonomy places the organism in Eukaryota, Viridiplantae, Streptophyta, Magnoliopsida, Malvales, Malvaceae.